AUGUUCCAUGUUGGGCCUGCUUCCAUUCUCUCUCUGGCAUCUCUCUCUUUUCAGGAUGGCGUUAGCUCCUCCAAGUUACUGUUUUGUGGCCUUCCCGCCACGUGCGAAGGACGGUCUGGUGGUAUUUGGGAAGAAUUCAGCUCGGCCCAGGGAUGAAGUGCAAGAGAUUGUGUAUUUCUCGGCAGCUGAUCAUGAACCCGAGAGCAAGGCUGAGUGCACUUACAUUUCAAUCGACCAAGUUCCCAGGACCCAUGCCAUCGUGAUAAGCAGACCUGCCUGGCUUUGGGGGGCAGAAAUGGGAGCCAAUGAGCAUGGAGUGUGCAUAGCCAAUGAAGCCAUCAAUGCCAAAGAGCCAGCGGCUGAAACGGAAGCCUUACUGGGGAUGGAUCUGGUCAGGCUUGGUCUAGAGAGAGGGGCAACAGCUAAAGAAGCCUUAGAUGUCAUCGUCACCUUGUUGGAAGAACAUGGGCAAGGCGGGAAUUAUUAUGAAGAUGCAAACUCCUACCACAGCUUCCAAAGUGCAUAUCUGAUCGUGGACAGUGAGGAAGCCUGGGUGCUGGAGACCGUGGGGAAGUACUGGGCUGCGGAGAGAAUCACAGAGGGAGUCAAGUGCAUUUGCAAUCAGCUUUCGCUCACGACUAAGAUCGACGCAGAGCAUACUGAACUCAGGAGUUAUGCUCAGGGUCAAGGCUGGUGGACGGGAGAGGACGAGUUCAAUUUUUCUGAAGUUUUUUCUCCAGCUGAUGACCAUCUAGCCUGCUGUUCAGGCAAAGACAGCUUAGAAAAGCAAGAAGAAAGCAUCACUGUGCAGACUAUGAUUGACAUCUUACGGGACAAAGCCAGUGGAGUUUGUAUAGACUCCGAGUCUUUCCUUACCACAGCCAGCGUAGUGUCUGUCCUGCCUCAGAACAGAAGCUCGCCAUGCAUUCACUACUUCACUGGGACCCCAGAUCCUUCCAGGUCCAUAUUCAAGCCUUUCAUCUUUGUCGACGAUGUAAAACUCGUCCCCAAAGCACAGUCUCCCUGUUUCGGAGACGAUGACCCUGCCAGAAAGGAGCCUCGGUUCCAGGAGAAGCCAGACCGCCGCCACGAGCUGUACAAGGCCCAUGAGUGGGCCCGGGCGGUCCUGGAGAGUGACGAGGAGCAAGGUCAAAAGCUGAGGAAGACGAUGCUGGAACUAGAGAAGCAAGGCCUGGAAGCCAUGGAGGAGAUCCUGACCAGCAAUGACCCCCUGGACCCCACCGAAGUGGGAGAUCUCUUCUAUGACUGUGUUGACACGGAGAUUAAGUUCUUUAAGUGAAAUGUGGGCAUUGGCCACAACAUAGAAAAUGUAUGAAGGCGGAUAUAUUUUAUGACUGGAAUCUUCGGAAAACCCAACCCUUCAGCGUUUUCUCCCUGUAUCCAUUCUGUGGAUAAAUUCACUCUUUAAAAAUAAACACAAAACCAUGAUAUACCACCUCACACCCAUCAGGAUGGUUACUAUCAAAAAAAAACAGAAAAUAAGUGUUGGUGAGGAUAUGGAGAAUUUGUAAUCCUUGUGCACUGUCGAUGGGAAUAUAAAAUGGUGCAGCUGAUAUGGAAAACAGUAUGGAGGUUCCUCAAAGAAUUAGAAAUAGAAUUAGCAUAUAAGCCAGCAAUUUUACUUUGGAGUAUAUACCCAAAAGAACUGAAGGCAGAGUCUCAGAUAUUUUUACACCCACGUUCAUACCAGCAUUAUUUACAAUAACCAAAAGGUGGAAGCAAGCCAAGUCUCCGUCAAUGAAUGAAUGGAUAAACAAAAUGUAGUAUAUCCAAGCAACGGACUAUUCAGCCUUAAAAAGGAAGGAAAUUCUGACACAUGCUACAACAUAAAUGAACCUUGAGGACAUUAUGCUAAGUGAAAUAAGCCACUCUCAAAAAGUCAAAUAUUAUUUGAUUUCACUUCUGUGGGGUACCCAGAAUAGUCUCAUAGAGGCAGAAAGUAGAAUGGUGGUUGCCAGGGGCUAGCGGGGAAGGGGAAUGGGGAGUUACUGUUUAAGGGGUACAGAGUUUAAGUUUUGCAAGAUGAUAAAAGAGUUCUGGAGACUGGUCGCACAACACUGUGAACGUACUUAACACGACUGAUCUGUACCCUUAAAAAUGGUAAAUUUUAUGUUUAUGUGUAUUUUACAAAUUUUAAAAAAUCAUCCGAAUGGCUGGUGCCAUCUAUGCCGAGCAUCUUUAUUUUAAAGCCAUAGAAGCUCCACUAGAGGAAAGGAUGCCGCUUAAGAAAAAAGCCAGCUCUUCCCACUCUUGUGACCGAGAAAUGCCAGAUUGCUUCCAUGAUUUUGUCUCCACGUGACAGGCAAAAUGCAACUGAACGUCUUGCUCAUGAAAAUAGGACUUAGCUACCAGCAACGUGACCUGUGUCAAGGUCAGAGUAGAUGAUGGCCCCAUUUACAUGACAAAGAACUGCUGACUCUUUAAACUUUAUUCUCAGCUCUUUUUUCAUAAACUGUAAACUCUUGCAAAGCUCCAAGGUAACACAGCAUCUGUUUGCUAGGGCUGCCAUAACAAAGGACCACAAACUGGGUUGCUUAAACAACAGGGAUUUAUUAUCUCACAGUUCUGGAGGCUAGAAGUCCAAGAUCAAGGUGUUGGCAGGGUUGGUUCCUCCUGAGGGCUGUGAGGGAGAUUCUAUCCCAUGCCUCUCGCCUAGCUUCUGGUGGUUUGCUGGCAAUCGUCAGCAUUUCUUGGCUUGCAGAAGCAUCACCCUAAUCUCUCUUUUCAUCUUCAUAUAGCAUCCUCCCUGUGUAUGUGUCUGUGUCCAAACUUCCC
Physeter macrocephalus (sperm whale) is the source of this 2796-nucleotide messenger RNA. RefSeq names its product secernin 1 (gene SCRN1). Gene Ontology annotation, molecular function: dipeptidase activity; cysteine-type exopeptidase activity. Lineage: Eukaryota; Metazoa; Chordata; Mammalia; Artiodactyla; Physeteridae. Bases 8 to 1300 code for a protein of 430 amino acids. The transcript is spliced from 8 exons. Gene Ontology annotation, biological process: proteolysis. The record is from RefSeq and is a predicted model, not a curated record.